Messenger RNA from Amborella trichopoda, 1286 nucleotides. RefSeq names its product dynein beta chain, ciliary protein. Lineage: Eukaryota; Viridiplantae; Streptophyta; Magnoliopsida; Amborellales; Amborellaceae. The record is from RefSeq and is a predicted model, not a curated record.
CGCAAAGUACAAACCAUGAGCUCUCUCACUCUGCAAAUUCCGUUAUUUCUCUCUUUAAAAAUUCCUUUAAUCACUCUAAAAAUUCCGCUCUUUCUCUCUCUAAAAAUUCCUCUCUCUCGCUGCAAAAUUUCCGAGCAAAUGCUGCUUGCUUGUCUGAAACAAGGAAGUAAACAGGCUUUUAACAUGGCAAGAAGAGCGGGGUCCAUCGUCCAUUGAAGAGGUUCGGCAUUCUAACUAACUAGUAAACCCAUUUUCUCCAUUGAGGAGUGGAAACAGGGUUUUCCAGUGAUCAUCAGGACCAGAGUUCCAUCAAUGGCGAAGGACCACGAGAAGAUGCUGUGAGAAAUAGGGUUUGAGCAAUCAUCGAUGAAAUUAGGGUUUCUUUGAAGGCGAAGAAGUGAAGAAAUGGGGCAGGCAAUGCGCAGAGCAAUUAGCAGGGGUGGUAGCAAACCUUCCGAGACAUCAUCAGCUCGGGUAAAGACUAUGGAACAAAGGCCACGAGUUUUUCCAUCUGAAACAGAAGCUCCCAAUCCUAGUGUUGAUGUAGCUAGUGAAGUCAAUCCUGAGAUCACCCCAAGGAGUGCAAAUGAAGGUGCUGUUCUUGAGGAAAGAGAUCCAGGAUAUGAUGCUAUGCUAAGCCAGAUGGUAGGGAGAAUUAUAACAAAGCCAGGAGGAAAACUCGAAAUGGGUGAGGCGUUUGUGGUGGAGAAAUACAAGAGACCACUGCCGAAGCUUCGGGACACUAAGGCAGAUGCAGGAAGAGACGAGAAAAGUGUAGUGGCUCCAGGCACUCUUAAUGUCUCACAACUUCGGCAAGUGUUCUUCCUUCAUCAAGGCAAAGAUGGCGGAUCAAUGGGUGUUCAGCAAAUUGCUGAGAAACUCAGAGUGGAUGCUGCACAUGUUGAAAAUAUUUUGCGCCACCUCUCCCUACCACCAGAAAGCAACAAAGAAACAGAGAAAUAGUCAAGUGGAAAAUGUUGUUGUAGAACUUGAGAGAGAGAGACCUGUUGGUUUGGUUAGUGAUAUCUGUGGAGAUGCUCUCAGUGUACUUGACCUUGGAGUUGGCGGAAGUUCUUCUGAGGUACCUGGCUUUAGAGCCAACUGAGUUGCACUUGUGAAACUUCCAUGGAAAAUACAGGUGAAAACACAGUUUUUCCCUUUUUGUAUUUCUUAUUUGUUAUGAGAGAGUCGUGUGUAAAUGCCGGAUCGAUCAAAUAGUCACCCUUCAAACAUUUGUUGUUUUUAUAUCUAUAUUCUAAUAAAUGCAGUUGCUUCUCUCCUUUUAA